Messenger RNA from Erigeron canadensis, 2160 nucleotides. Its product is annotated as probable pectinesterase/pectinesterase inhibitor 61. Bases 111 to 1955 code for a protein of 614 amino acids. Gene Ontology annotation, biological process: cell wall modification. The transcript has 3 exons. Gene Ontology annotation, molecular function: pectinesterase inhibitor activity; pectinesterase activity. Lineage: Eukaryota; Viridiplantae; Streptophyta; Magnoliopsida; Asterales; Asteraceae. The record is from RefSeq and is a predicted model, not a curated record.
UUUUCAUAUAUAUUUCCUUUCAAAUUUUACCCUCUAAUCAUCAUUCAUCAUCCCCUUCUUUAUUAUCUCUCCUUACUAUAACCACUUAUUCAGAUUCUCAUAAAAGAAUCAUGAAUUAUGGCAGGCUUCAACCCAAAUCUCAAUCUGAACCCGAACCUGAACCCGAAUUAACCCAUGUUCAAGACCACUCAAACUUACCUAACAAAACCAAAAAAUCUAAAUCAAAAUUAAGGCUAGUUCUCCUCACGGGAGUUACUCUCAUUGUCGCAGCUGCGAUAGCUGUAACCCUUGCGGUUACUCUGCGAUCCAAAUCCUCUGGGGGCGGAUCUGGUUCCAUGGUCCGCCCCAAACCAACAAAGGCCAUAUCACGCGUGUGCAGCCGUACACUUUACCAAAAUCUUUGUGUUAACUCUUUAGUCGAUUUUCCUGGCUCAAUGAGCGCUUCGGAUAAAGAACUGGUUCACAUUUCGAUUAACAUGACGUUGCAACGCGUGGGAAGGGCGUUCUAUACGUCUACGGAUAUAGUCAAUUUGGAAAUGGAUACAAAAGCACGGUCGGCUUAUAAUGAUUGUGUGGAGCUUUUAGAAGACUCUAUAGACCAGCUGCAAAGCGCCCUGAUAUCAGUGGCGCCAGCUGGGUCUAUAAGUGAAGGUGAUACCAACCCUGAUCAGAACAAGGUUGGUUCAACCGAAGACGUGCUGACUUGGCUCAGCGCGUCUUUAACAAACCAAGACACAUGUACAGACGGAUUGUCUGAAGCAGAGGAUAGUGAGGUUAAAAAACAACUAACCGAUAAGCUAAAAGACUUAUCGGAGUUAGUGAGCAAUAGUUUAGCGAUUUACUCGGCCACUAGUGAUGAUGAGGAUUUUGGUGGGAUCCCGAUACAAAAUCGUCGCAGGUUAAUGUCAGAUGUACAUUUUCCUGACGAAUCUGUAUCGGGAUUUCCAAAUUGGAUCGAUAGAAAAGAGAGAAAGUUAUUGCAGAUGCCAGUGGCAGGGAUUCAAGCUGACGUGGUGGUGUCGAAAAACGGCAAUGCCACGUGUAAAACGAUUAAAGAGGCGAUUAAAAUGGCACCUCAAAAGAGUAACCGGCGAUUUAUAAUCUACGUAAGGGCAGGAAGGUAUGAAGAGAAAGAUUUAAAAGUGGGAAGGAAGAAGAAAAAUAUAAUGCUCAUAGGAGACGGGAAGGGCAAAACGGUCAUUACAGGAGGGGCCAGUGUACAGGACAAACUGACCACAUUCCAUACCGCUUCUUUUGCCGCGACCGGGGCAGGGUUCAUAGCACGUGACAUAACGUUUGAGAAUUAUGCUGGACCAGCAAAACACCAGGCGGUUGCACUCAGACUGGGUGCAGACCACUCGGUGGUUUACAGAUGCCAGAUAAUUGGAUACCAAGACUCACUAUACGUACACUCCCAACGUCAAUUCUAUCGUGAUUGUGACAUUUAUGGAACCGUUGAUUUUAUUUUUGGUAAUGCAGCUGUGGUACUACAAAAUUGUAACAUUUAUGCUAGAAAACCAAUGGAACACCAAAAGGUAACCAUAACAGCUCAAAACCGAAAAGACCCAAAUCAAAAUACCGGUAUCUCAAUCCAUUCUUGCAAACUCCUAGCCCAACCCGAUCUUUUGGCAUCAAAUGGUAGUUUUCAAACGUUUUUGGGACGACCUUGGAAAAUGUACUCUAGGACAGUGUACUUGUUAUCAUAUAUGGGUGGCCACAUUGAUCCAAAGGGGUGGCUAGAAUGGGAUGGUACAUUUGCACUAGAUACAUUGUACUAUGGCGAGUACAUGAAUUACGGGCCAGGUGGGGCCGUUGGCCGACGGGUUAAAUGGCCGGGCUAUAGAGUGAUUACGUCGGCUAUAGAGGCAAGCCGGUUCACGGUUGCAAAGUUUAUUUAUGGAUCAUCUUGGCUGCCAUCCACUGGAGUUGCUUUCUUGGCAGGUUUAUCAGAUUAAUUAAAUGUGUUAUAGUUUACAUCAUGAUUGGUAUCAUACACGUUAUAGUUAUUUUGCUAAUUUUUUUUUGGUUAAAUUAAAUAACCAAAGGAGGGUCAUACUCAAAGGCUAAUGUUGGCACCAUAAGGUGCAGUAUGUGGGGGAUGUGAUAAUGAAAUAUGUACCAUUUAUCAUGUAUGAAUUAUUAUCAUUUUGUCGGUGGUAA